Messenger RNA from Linepithema humile (Argentine ant), 3167 nucleotides. Its product is annotated as FYVE, RhoGEF and PH domain-containing protein 4-like. Gene Ontology annotation, biological process: filopodium assembly; cytoskeleton organization. The record is from RefSeq and is a predicted model, not a curated record. NCBI's taxonomy places the organism in Eukaryota, Metazoa, Arthropoda, Insecta, Hymenoptera, Formicidae. Gene Ontology annotation, molecular function: metal ion binding; guanyl-nucleotide exchange factor activity. Gene Ontology annotation, cellular component: cytoplasm.
ACGCGCAUCGGACAGAUAAACCUGUGCAAGUCGUAGUCGUUGUACCUGAUCGUUGGCUGAUCGUUGGUCCUAUACUGUACGCAGUCUUGAUACAUAUCGCGUUUUGACAAGUGCACCGAGUGAUUUAAUCCGCCAUACAACGUUCUCGUCGCGACCUUGGCCUCUGACGUGUGCUUUUUCCGCCUAAUCAUCGCUUUGCUCGGGUUUGUUAGGUUCACGAGACAAUUUUGCGUCGCCGAUCAUUGCAUGUACACGGUGUCGCGAUGCAGCGCGCGACAAUUUAUUAAUCUACUGUGGAUUCCGUCAUGCGGUCAUGAACGUCGGCGAUUCUACCGAGCUUUGAGCCUGAACGAAAUCGGCCUAAGCCUCGCCUAAUCUCUUCGCCUAAGCUGAUCAUUAUGCCCGCGCCGAUCCGCGCGCGCCUGUUGCUAUUCCGCUGUGCUACGAGUGAUCCUGAGGCAAAAGGCACGCACGGUGCCUGCAUGCAUUCAGUUCGGAGCACGCCGAGUGUCAAUUAGCGAUGCCGGCGCGGGUGUUCUCGACCGCGCGUUGGAACGGACCGACACGUUAAUUUUAGCGUAAUGGAUCGAUCUAAGAGGAGGAGGAUGUGUUUUUAAAUAGCCCCCCGGCGAGAUCUAUCAGGCGCUUAUUUCGGAGAAUGCAACGAAGUCAGUUGAGGGAUAUUUCAUCCUGGAUGACGCGCCUAUUCCCGGAGCCUGGGGACGGAAAUAAUCGGAUGAUCGACGGAUUUAAAAUGUUUGGUUCGAAAAACAGUUCACCCACUAGCACGUUUUACACCGAUCUGGAUAUCACGGAGGACAAGCAGGAGUUCCAGCAGACAGACGAACAUUCCAAAGCGCCACGUUUAUCAGAGCAACAGAGCGCAACUAGCGAAAAUGAAAACUCACAAGAUUCGGACACGGCAACAGGUGCUGAGGAGCAACAAUAUGUUAGACAUUCCUUCCAUAGAAUCGCCAGUUUUGGCGGCUUCCCACGAUUUCAGCCAUUCGUUAUGUCCGCUUCCACGCCUGCCGAGUGCAUCGAUAUCAUGAGGCAUGAAGAAACUUCAACAGAAACGUCCUACAUUAAAAUGUCACAUAGCGUCCUAGAAUAUAGAAGCAGCAGCUACGUAGCCUCAGAGAGAAGGUCUCAUCAGUAUACAUUAGAUACGUACGCGGUAAGCGAAUCCGAAAGUGAAGAAGAAUCAGAAGAAACGAGAUCUUCAGAAACAGACUCUGCCAUUGUGGCGGAUCACACUGACGAAUCGAUUUCGGAGUCCAAACAGAUAGUAAAGAAAAGUUCCUCUGACUCGAAGAGGAAAAAGGCGUUACAUGUAGCGCGGGAGUUACUAGCGACUGAGAAGAAUUAUGUAAACAUUUUGCAUCUGAUCGAUCAAGUAUUUCAAUUCAGGGUCGAUCAGGAAAAUAGAGCACAUCCAAUGUUCCCUCCAGAGACUGUUCAGCACAUGUUCUCAAAUAUUAAAUCUAUCUACAAAUUUCACAACGACUUUCUAUUACCGCAACUCGAGGAAAGAAUGCAAUGCUGGGAUUCAAAUCCAAAAAUCGGUGAUAUAAUGAAGAACUUUGCGCCGUUCCUCAAGAUGUACACGGAAUAUGUGAAAAACUUCGAUUACGCUAUGAACCUGAUAAACACACUGCAAAACAAGGUUCCCAGAUUUGCAGCAAUUAUUAACGAAAUUCAGAAGCUCGAUGAAUGCGCUAAAUUGUCGCUAGCUCAUCACAUGUUGAGUCCAAUACAAAGGCUACCGCGAUACGAAUUGCUUCUCAAAGAUUACUUACGAAAUCUCACAGAAGACAAUCCGGAUUACGAAGAUACUCAAAAGGCUCUAGAAUUAGUUUCCAUCGCUGCAAAUCAUACAAAUGAAGCAAUGAAGAAAAUUGAUAAAUUUAAGAAACUGUUGGAAAUCCAAGAGAGUAUAUACGAUGCAACUGAUCUAGUCAGUGCAACACGCGAAUUAGUAAAAGAAGGACGUAUAGUGAAAAUCUCAGCGCGUAGUGGUGAUCAUCAGGAGAGGCAUUUGUUUUUGUUUAGUGAUUUAUUAUUACUCUGCUCAAUAAGACUGAUACCCGGUCCUAUGUAUCGACUAAGAGCCAAAUUUAUGGUAGAAAAUUUACAAGUAGUUGAAGGUGAUAACCUGGAAACGGCGAAUACUUUUUACAUAAGGGAUGAAAAUAAAAGCGUCGAAUUGUAUACACACGCCGCCGCGGAGAAAGCAGCAUGGUUAGACGCACUGUUUCAAACGAUGCAAGAGAUUAUGAGACGUAAAGCUAGCCUGAAAACCGGCAACGUUAAGACUUCCUUGGUUAAGGCUGAUGAUGUAACUAGAUGCAUGGUUUGCGAAGUUAUUUUUUCUGUGAUGAAACGAAAACACAAUUGCCGGGCUUGUGGAAUAGUGGUUUGUAGUAAAUGCUCAAAUCAGAAAUUAUUAUUUGAAGACAAUAAAAAUAUGAGAGUGUGCAGAUUAUGUCACGCCGCGCUCACUCAGCCACUGACCAAGUCACCGUCAUCACCCUCUGGACCAGUGCCAAGCUUACUGCAAGUAUCAGCGAGUGCGUCAUCAGUAUUAUCCGGAUAUCUGCUACUAAAAACGCAGGCCAGUAAACCUUGGACAAGACGAUGGUUUGCGUUGCAUGGCGACUUCGUUCUAUAUUCCUUCAAAUCGGAGUCUGAGAGCAUGGCAAUGACAGCGACACCCAUGCCGGGCUUUAUGGUUACCGAAGGUACAAAAUUACCCGAUGAAGACCCCCUAAACAUGAAAGAUCGGACAAGAGCGUUCAAGAUGCAUCAUUCUAGAAAAUAUUACUAUCUCCAAGCAUCUUCUCAAAAGGACAAAGAAAAGUGGAUGCACGCGUUGGAGUUGGCUACAAAAGCUGAACUACCUCAUUUUACGCAGGCGGAAAAUGAAAACGCACAAGAAAGUCAAUCGAUGAACGAUGUACAAUGAAUAUUCGUACCUUUUUAUCUACCAAACUAGCCAAUUUUAUACUAUCAUAUUAGAAGUGAAUGACAAGACAACACAAUGUAAGAUAAUCGUUAGUAGUUAAUUAGCUAUAUUUAAAAUGAUGUUAACUUAUGUUAUAUAUAUAUAUUGUUAUUAGUGUAUACUAUACAAAAGAGAAAUCGAGUCAAUAGCAGUUGCUGCCGAA